AUGACCUCAGCACUAUCUCCUUAUAUAUUGCGUGACGAAUACGUUGAGCUCCAGAAUCGACAUGAUAAGUUUUUGAAUGACGAGCUCUAUUCCAUUCGCCGCUCCUUCAAUCAAGUUGCGGCUGGUUUGGAGGAGUUAACGGCCGACGUGAAGACUCGCUUUGACGAUGUCAACCAGCGCUUUAACGAUGUCAACCAGCGCUUCGACAAUUUCAAACAGCGCUUCGACGAACUCAAAGCUGAUAACAUGCGCACGAACGCUUAUUUCAGGAAUAACGCGUUGCGUAAUCCUACUCUCCCAAUCCGGCCCAUCAUCGCUUUCCACCCUGACCGAGGCAUCCUCGAGCCCGAUCCCGCUCGCUUUCCCCGCCAUGCCAACGCCUUCUACACUCUCCGAACACCGUCCACUCCCCAUCAGCACUCCAUGCUCGCUUAUCUGGUCUCCUUCUACGACAUCCCUGUACCUGAUCCGUCCACUUCUGACAGUGAUGACGACCCGGAGUCUAUCAUUAUCCAGGACCCUGACUCCGUCGUUGACCAGCUGGAAUCUAUCCUCGGUCUCAACGAGGAAAAUUUUACUCAGUUUCGCCACAGAGCCGCUCAGCUGGCCAGCUAUCCACGACCGUCCCCCCCCAAGCGUUCACAAUUCGCGGGAGAAUACCAGCACGCGCUCCGGAUCAAGCCGUACAAAUCUGACUCCCCCGAGAGUGAUCACUCGGAUGCCCCUGCCAGCACCCGCCUUGACUGGGGAACUCGCUCAACCCCUUCGUCUAAGCGCCCGUCUGCAAAUCCAGAUAUUCGAGGCCAGGCACGAGAACUCGCAAGAGCACAAGAACGUGCGAGGGCGAAUCGUCAGUCAUCGAACGACGAUGCUCUCACCUCGACGAAUACCAACACAAGCCCUCGAGAACCACAUUUCGCUUCCACAUAA
Akanthomyces muscarius is the source of this 930-nucleotide messenger RNA. RefSeq lists its product as uncharacterized. The coding region runs from base 1 to 930 and encodes 309 amino acids. NCBI's taxonomy places the organism in Eukaryota, Fungi, Ascomycota, Sordariomycetes, Hypocreales, Cordycipitaceae. The transcript has a single exon. The record is from RefSeq and is a predicted model, not a curated record.